This is a messenger RNA of Trifolium pratense (red clover), 2879 nucleotides long. RefSeq names its product pentatricopeptide repeat-containing protein At2g34400. The record is from RefSeq and is a predicted model, not a curated record. Gene Ontology annotation, molecular function: RNA binding; protein binding. Gene Ontology annotation, biological process: RNA modification. The transcript has 2 exons. Bases 186 to 2009 code for a protein of 607 amino acids. Lineage: Eukaryota; Viridiplantae; Streptophyta; Magnoliopsida; Fabales; Fabaceae.
AUGAUAAGGAGUUUGGGCAGAGAUUCUGAAUUAACUCAUCGUAAAACAAAAAAAUAUAAUCGGUGCACCCCCGGCAUAGAACAAUAGCAUACAAACAAGUACAAAAACAAGCGCGCUCAUCAUAGUUCACACGUCCCCUAUUAACAACAACCGUAAAUUCAAAAACCAAAACAUUGUACUCACGCAUGUUGAUUUCAAAGCACCAAUUUUUCAUCAAAAACACAAACCAUUCUUCAUCAUUAACAUUACUACUAUCCCUUCUUAAACAAUGUCCCUCUAUAAAAACCCUUCAACAAAUCCACACCCAAAUGAUAAUCCAUUCCAUUCACAAACCAAAUCACCUUCUCUCACAAUCCAUAACCCUCAAAGACUUCAACUAUUCCUCCAUAAUUUUCUCACAUAUAAUUCCUCAUCCAAAUGACUAUGCUUUUAACAUCAUGCUUAGGGCUACCACUACUACUUGGCAUAAUUACCCUCUUACAAUUAAUCUUUAUAAUCAAAUGAAAAUGUUAAGUAUUACUCCUAAUAAAUUUACUUACCCGUUUGUUUUCCUCGCUUGUGGGAAUCUUGAAGCUGUUCGUGAAGGGCGAUUGGCUCAUUCCGAGGUUUUUAAACUUGGGUUGGAUGCUGAUUUGCAUACUGUGCAUUCGAUGAUUACGAUGUAUUUUAGGUGUGGGGAGUUUGGGUUUGCACGUAAGGUGUUCGAUGAAAUUUCUGACAAGGAUUUGGUGUCGUGGAAUUCGUUGAUUUCUGGGUAUGCGAAGAUGGGGCGUGCGAGGGAAGCAGUUGAGGUGUUUGUAAGGUUGAGGGAAGAGUCUGGGUUUGAGCCUGAUGAGAUGAGUUUGGUUAGUGUUCUUGGUGCUUGUGGUGAAUUGGGGGAUUUGGAAUUGGGGAAGUGGGUUGAAGGGUUUGUUGUCGAACGUGACAUGAAGCUUAAUACGUAUAUAGGUUCUGCUUUGAUUAGUAUGUAUGGUAAGUGUGGUGAUUUGGUUUCGGCUAGAAGGAUAUUUGAUGGCAUGCCAAGCAGAGAUGUUAUUACUUGGAAUGCAGUUAUAUCAGGAUAUGCUCAAAAUGGAAUGGCAGAUGAAGCAAUAUCUUUAUUUCAUUCUAUGAAGGAGAGUGGUGUUAAUCCAAAUAAAGUUACCCUGACUGCAGUUCUGUCUGCAUGUGCCGGUAUUGGGGCUUUGGAUUUGGGGAAACAAAUUGAUGAAUAUGCAACACAAAGAGGAUUUCAACAUGAUAUUUUUAUAGCUACUGCAUUGAUCGAUAUGUAUGCCAAGUGUGGAAGUUUGGAGAGUGCCCAGCGAGUUUUCAACAACAUGCCUUGGAAAAAUGAUGCUUCUUGGAAUGCUAUGAUCUCUGCGCUUGCUUCUCAUGGCAAAGCCAAGGAAGCCCUAUCACUUUUCCAGCGCAUGUCAGAUGAGGGUGGUGGUGCUCGCCCAAAUGAUAUAACGUUUGUAGCGUUGCUUUCGGCUUGUGUGCAUGCAGGCUUGGUUGAUGAGGGACAUAGGUUGUUUGAUAUGAUGAGCACAUUGUUUGGAUUGGUACCAAAAAUUGAGCACUACUCUUGUAUGGUUGAUCUUUUGGCACGUGCCGGUCAUUUAUACGAAGCUUGGGAUCUCAUUGAGAAAAUGCCUGAAAAACCAGACAAGGUUACAUUAGGUGCUUUACACGGUGCCUGUCGAAGGAAGAAAAACGUAGAUAUUGCAGAACGAGUUAUGCAGAUGCUUUUAGAGUUGGAUCCUUCAAACUCUGGAAACUAUAUCAUCUCCUCAAAAAUAUAUGCAAAUUUGAACAUGUGGGAUGAUUCAGCAAGGAUGAGAGCGUUGAUGAGAGAGAAGGGUGUCACUAAAACUCCUGGUUGUAGCUGGAUUGAAGUUGAUAAUGAAUUGCGUGAAUUUCGUGCUGGCGAUGGUUUAUCCCUUGACUCUACAGAUAUAUUUAACAUAAUUGAUUUGCUCUAUGAAGAUCUCAAAAAGGAAGGUUAUGUGCCAAAGAUUGUUGACUAAUCUUUAUGCAGAGCAAAGGAGUUGUUUUAUUGGAUAUUGCCGAAGCAGGGAGAUUUGGACUCUGCGGCACUCAAGAGUUUCAGCUCAAAUAUUCAUGUCUGUUGAAUCGGUUUCAUCAGGUUAGUUUGUUCUGACAGCACAUACUAAUAUAUAGCCGAUGCUUGUAUUCUUUUGUACUUAAGCUCGGGUUUAUAUAAUUUAAGGUGGAUGAGCCCUAUGAAGCACCGCCACCUUGGAUUGAAUGCGUUUCCGAUGCCCAACAUGUGUCCGUGUCUGACACAAAACCGACACAUUUGAUUACAUUUAAUUACUUCUAUUUUUGAAACUAUUACCAGUGUUGUGUCCCGUGUCCGUGUCUGUGCUUCAUAGGCUGAGCCUCUAGCUUUUACAUAAGCUAUAAUUUGGACACUUUCUUGAACUUUUGCCAAAUAUGUUCAGGGAAGGAGCUUUUUUCACCUUGUUUGUUUAGGCAAUAUAUUUUGUUUUGUAAGGAAGAUAUAUUUUGCCAAUAGGAUCCAGCAAUUGAUCUUGCUAUUAGGGAAGUAACUUUAGCUUCUUUACUUGUCAUACUCAUACCAUUAGCAACGAAAAUUUGAUACUCUAUAUUUAAUUUUUUUUUUUUACCAAUGAAGGUUUAGAUAGGUCAAUAUAUUAUAGCAGCAACAAUUGUUUUGUAUCAGAAGAAAUAAAGAGUUUCCUUGGCAUCAUGCAAAUUCAACAAAUAAUGAUGAUAAAAAGUUUAUUUGCUUAGAUGACAGGAGUGUAAGAAAAUAUUUGUACCUUAGAUUUUCUGAUUUUGUUGUUUGUUUUCUACUUCCAUUUAGUUAUUCUAUGAUGUGACAAAAUCUUCAAAAUCACGAGACUUGAUUU